This is a messenger RNA of Dovyalis caffra, 702 nucleotides long. NCBI's taxonomy places the organism in Eukaryota, Viridiplantae, Streptophyta, Magnoliopsida, Malpighiales, Salicaceae. The record is from the annotation of a GenBank genome assembly.
AUGGAAGAAAAUCACCACCAAAAGACCAGCUCUAGAGAAUACAUCUUCUCCUUUCCUAGCACUCCAAGUACUUUAGAUCAAGAGUCUGAUUUUGAAUUCGGUUGUUUAACGCCAGAUUCCCCCUCUUGUGAUCCAAACAAGAACUCACCAGCUGAUCAUCUUUUCUUCAAUGGCCGCCUAUUGCCUCAUUCCUUUCCUGUACUUCAACAACAACCAACAACUAUGCUACUUAUUGAUAACAUUUACCGAGAAACUAGCAGAGCAAGCAGUGUCGGCAGCAAGGAUUCCCUCAUGUCAUCAAGAAGCAAUAGUACUAAUAGUAGUAGAAGCAGUGUUAGCAGUGCAAGAACAAGCUCAAGUGACAAUUCAGAGAGGCGAAGAUUGCACAAUAAUAUCACUAGUGCCAAAACACCUUUGGCUAGUAAAGCCGUUAUGGCACAGUUAUAUGGAUCUUCUCAAAGGUGGCAACAUAUCAUGCCUGUGCCAACUGCAGCUUUGAAACGUGAGGAUUCACGAAGAAAAAGUGGUGGGAUUUUGAUUAAAGAAGGGUUGAGCAACAAGAAACAAGUUAAGAGAGGGAAAAGGCAGAGGUCUGGGCUUUGGAGGAGAUUUUUCAGGUCAUUUUUGGUGGCAUGUAGAGAAUGCCAUGCCAUGGAACCAUCCUCAAAGGAUGAUAUGUUGCAGGGAAAUAUCAAGUUAUGA